Molecule: messenger RNA, 2520 nt
Organism: Klebsormidium nitens
Lineage: Eukaryota; Viridiplantae; Streptophyta; Klebsormidiophyceae; Klebsormidiales; Klebsormidiaceae
Source: the annotation of a GenBank genome assembly
AUGUCUUCAUCCGUGUACUGCCCCACCUUGCACACCAGCUACGGCUCGGUCGCACCGCUGUCCCCAUUCGGCGAGAAGGUCGGCGUGCAUAAGACGAAUAUCUUCAAUCUGAAGCCUAGCUACGGCCUCAGCGUCAUACGAGACGACACGUACACGACCGGCAACGGCACCGUCACUGGAACUUUGGGGCAGCCAGAAUUCGUCCUGACGGCUCCCGCAUCGUCCUCAGCUAGCCUGGUGAGUGCGGAGCGUGGUCGCUAUAUCGCCGGCUUCUCCGCCGAAGUAGGGAUCGGGGUGCGGGUGCCACAAGCCCUGACGGGCACUCAGACUUUUCAGUGGGGAUACACAGACAGUAGCUUCCAGAACGGCUUCUACUUUCAGAUCUCUGCCUCAGGGCUGUCUGCCAACAUCGUGCGCAACGGGGUAGUCAGCAGCAUCCCAGCCUCCUCCUUCAAUUGCGACCGUCUCGAUGGCACCGGCCCCAGUGGCCAGAUCUUGGACAUGACCAAAGGCAACAUCUGGCACAUCGUCUACUCGUGGUAUGGUUACGGAGCGGUCAACUUCCAGCUGGUCUGCACCGAUACUUUCGGUAAUCAGUUCGUGCAGUCGCUCCACCGUUGGGCGCCGUCCGGUCAGACUUCCACGAUGUUUCCGAACCUCAACAUAAGUACGUUGCUGAAUAACACCGGAAGCGGCACCAUCAAUGCCUACGUCGCCGGCCGCCAGUAUUCAAUAUACGGGGAGGAGAGCACGACUCACCGCGUCACCUCCGGUUACAACCAGGUCACCGUGACUUCGGCGACCUGGAAGCCCAUAGUCUCCUUCCGUCGCAAAACCGGUUGGACGCACUGCGGCGUUCGUCUGAUCUCCUACGAUGCAUUCGCGAAUCAGGAUGCAUACCUGCAGGUGCGGGUGACGUCUACGCUGACGGGAGCGUCCUGGACUACCGUACAAGAUUCUCUCGAUGCGGAGACCUGCCUGCAGGUCGACACGUCCGCGACCGCCAUCAGCGGGGGUCUGGUGCUAUACACGACCGGCGUGAGCAGCGCAAAGGCCGGCGGAUCGACCGACGUGCUCGACAUUUACCUCAACGAGACGGACAUCAUCACGGAGGGCACACCCAUGUCGCUCAUUCCGGGAAACGCCACCGUGGUAGGGAAUCUGGCCGUGGCGGGCAACAUAACUUCUUUCACCAAUCAAGUUCCGACGGACUCCUGCGGCGACAUCCGGACGGUCGAAAAGACCAACAUCAUCGACCUCAACUCUACCUGCGGCCUCACUCAGCUGCGCGACGCGGUGACCACGACCGGCACCGGCACUUUGACGGGCACCGCAGGGCAGCCGGAGUUCGUACUGACGCUCACGGGCUCCGGCGACUCCGUACUCCUGCAGAGUGCCGAGCGCGGCCGCUUCGUAGCGGGGUACACGUUCGAGGUAUGCCUUAUCCUGCGCUCCGUCGUCGGUGCCGCCGCCUGGGGGGCGGGGCAGUAUCUCAAGGUCGGCUACUAUGAUGGCACCAACGGCUUUUACUUCCUCGUCGACUCGACCGGCCUGAACGCGUGCACGAUGCGCAACGGCGUGGAGACCAGGACCAAUCAGGCAAACUUCAACGUGGACAAGAUGGACGGGACCGGCCCGAGCGGGCUGGUCUUCGGUAUGACCACCGGGUGCAUGUUUAAGAUCAUCUAUGGCUGCUACGGCUACGGGGCGUUGGUCUUUGCUUCUUGCCCGGUCACUUCUGCAGGCGUGCAGUAUCUGCAGCACAUGCACCGCAUGGUCCCCGGCACGCAGACCUACUCUAUGUACCCCAACCUGCCGCUGUCUAUCUACGCCACCAACGGCACGACCGCCACGAGCCGCACGUUGUACAUCGCCGGUCGUCAGUAUUCCAUGAUCGGACACUGGCUGCCUCACAAGCGCAACAACGCGGCGUACGUUCUCAACCGCGGAGGGGUCUCCACGACCUUCUUACCCAUCAUCAGCCUGCGCCGCAAGAGCAAUUACCUCCACUGCCCCGUACGCCUAAAGGGCAUCGACGUCCUCUCCACCACCGACUGUCUGAUCCAGGUCCGCGUUGCGACGACCGUUACCGGCGGCACCUGGACGGAUCUACAGGAUCAGCCAACCACCGAGAGCGCUCUGCAGUGCAACACGAGUGCGACCGCCGUGUCGGGAGGGAUCGUGAUCUACGUGGAGAUGCUCCAGGCGGGGCGCAUGCUGAACGACAAGGACCAGGUAGAGUUCGACUUUAGGGACAACGACGUGCUUACGACCGCGAGGGACGAGAUCAGGAUCAGCACGCCGCACGGUGCCUUCGCCUUCGCCACGUCAUCCGUCCGAGCGGUCAAGCUCGGCCACGUGGUCGCUCCAGUUCGGACCCUACUUAAGACGGACGGAUCGGAUAGAGAUACUCUCAUUCGACAUGGAGCCGGACGCGCAGAAGCGAAAGAGGGAGGAGAAGGAGCCGACCGGCGGGGCGAAGUUCACAAAGACCAUCCGGGGGUGGAGAGCGGACGCUAA